AUGCUCAUUGCAUUUAUGUUGCGCAAUAUUUUGUCGUUGAAAUCGGGUGUGCAACCCCGAUGCGAGUGGAAUCGCUUCGUGUUCAGUAGCUUAGUAUCUGUUCAAAAUCAUGUGAAGGAAAAAUGUGGUUGGUAUCUGCUGAUUUGGCAAUUUGAGCCUCGCAACCUUGUUUCUUCAGGUAUCUACAACUUGGACGCUGGUGUUGGAGUCUAUGCUCCAGAUGCGGAGUCUUAUAAGACCUUCUCACCGCUGUUUGAUAAAAUCAUCGAGGAGUACCAUGGAUUCUCACCGAGCCAGAAGCAACCUCCUGUCGAUCUAGGAGAAGGCAAAAUAAAUGAGUUUCCUCCACUUGAUCCAAAAGGAAAAUACAUCAAAUCCACUCGAAUUCGCUGUGGACGAUCCCUCGCAGGCUAUCCGUUCAAUCCAUGUCUGACUAAGGAUAACUACCUGGAAAUGGAAAAGAAGGUUAAGAAUGCGUUCGAUUCCUUCACAGACCCGGACUUGAAAGGCAAGUAUUACCCGCUUGAUGGAAUGACAAAGGAGACGCAGGACAAAUUGAUCGCCGACCACUUCCUUUUCAAGGAAGGAGAUCGUCAUCUUCAAGCUGCGAAUGCUUGCAAUUUCUGGCCCAAGGGACGAGGAAUUUACCAUAACAACGACAAGACUUUCUUGAUAUGGGUAAAUGAGGAAGAUCAUAUGCGCAUCAUUUCCAUGCAGCAAGGCAGCGAUGUCGGACGGGUUCUUGAACGAUUAAUCAAGGGAAUUAAGAGCAUCGAGAGGGUUGUGCCGUUUUCACGUGAUGAACGUCUUGGAUGGCUUACAUUCUGUCCAACUAAUCUUGGCUCGACAGUUCGCGCAUCGGUUCACAUUAAAUUGCCGAAGCUUACUGCUAGGAAGAAAGAGUUCGAAGCUCUGUGCGAUAAAUUAAACUUGCAAGUACGUGGAAUUCACGGCGAACACUCUCAGUCCGAAGGCGGCGUUUACGACAUUUCGAAUAAAGCUCGGUUAGGCCUCUCCGAAUACCAGGCCGUUAAGCAAAUGUAUGACGGUGUGAAAGCUCUCAUCGCGGCUGAAGAGAAACUAUAG
Molecule: messenger RNA, 1086 nt
Organism: Haemonchus placei
Lineage: Eukaryota; Metazoa; Nematoda; Chromadorea; Rhabditida; Trichostrongylidae
Source: the annotation of a GenBank genome assembly